This is a messenger RNA of Mercenaria mercenaria, 6748 nucleotides long. RefSeq lists its product as uncharacterized. The record is from RefSeq and is a predicted model, not a curated record. The transcript is spliced from 5 exons. The coding region runs from base 710 to 4720 and encodes 1336 amino acids. Lineage: Eukaryota; Metazoa; Mollusca; Bivalvia; Venerida; Veneridae.
GAAGCAAAUGGAACAUUACGUAAGUUAAAGGCCUUAACAGAACCAAAAAUGGUGACAAUAUUUAACGGGAAAUAGAAUACAGGGUUUCCUCGGAUUUAUCAAAUUUUACAUAGGAAAGGAAACAAGUGUUCUCUGGACAGUCCUUUCUAAAUAAAAUAUGUGAUGUUCUGUAGGAUUAAAUAUUGUCUGAUAGAAUCGACAAAUUUUAACAUGAAAAAAGGCAGAUAGAAUAAAUGAAAGUUUUGGACGUUAUACUUAACACUGCUUAGAAAAAUUUCUUAACGUAGAAAAGACAUUCCGAAUUUGUGAUCUUUAUUGUAAGACCGGUAGCAUCAGAGUCGUUUGCAAGUGUCAGGAAACAGAGCAUCAUCCAUGUAGAUAUUUUUCCAGAUCAGGAAAAUGAGGCGGUGAACAGCUGCAGCAAAGAAUGCAACAAAUCGUUGAUAAAUACAGUCGUAGAUAUUUCAAAUGACCAAACUUCUGUACAGAUGAUAACUGACGCCGCAAUACCUGAAAAUGACAUGUUUUUAAGCGUUUGGUUUCAGAUAAUAAAACAAACAUAGAGCGUGUAAUUUUAAAGCACAUAGAUUACUCCAGAAGAUAUGACGAACAAAUCUACAUCUGAUUUGUAUUGAAUAAAAUGAUACAUACAAAAUAUGCGAUUAACAAUUGUCUGAAAGCAUAACCACUGAAACUGGAAAAAAUUGAAAUGGAAAAUCUAAAUCUGAAUAUUGGUAGAUGUGUAGAUAGUGAAACUGAUAUCGCUGAAUUUCAUCGACAAGUAGACCUGUUGUUUUCCAUAGAGGAUGAAGAAGAAUCCGAUACCUUAAAGGGAGACUUGGCAUCGGCAAAUGAAAUACUCGAAGAAGACGAAAGACUAAGUGUAGAAACUAACAAUGUCAAAGAUAUACAAUUUCUUACGAAUGAAACGGACAAAAGUAAUGUGCAAAAGGUCAGAUUUUCUGAGUUAUCCAAAUUUCCAACAAAAAGUAAUGCUGACAGUACUUACACAAGUAACGAUACUAUCCGGAAUAAAUGUACUACAGAAAACGAAAUAUAUGAUGGGGGAAGUAAGGAUAUAGAUGACGACUUCUAUUUAUCGACAAGAUCUACAGAAACCAACACGUGUCACAUAAGACCAGAAAUUGUUACUGAGCCUGAUGAGGGCAUUGUAUUAAAACACGUUGGUCACACAAAGAAUCUUUCUACCAGCAUUCAUUCAGAGACAGCGAAAACACUGAAAAUAGCUAAUUUGAUCGACAGUCCAGACAGAUGCCGUGUUGGUAACUACACCACUGAACAAGAUGAGUUAUCAUUCACAAUGACGGGCCCUAAUGUAAAAUUUGACGAGACACCCAAAGAACAACUUUCUCGAGAAACAGUUUUCAAACCAGGACACAAUAUUUACAAAGACUUAGAUAUACAGACACCGACAUUAUAUGAGAGAGCAAAUGAGGAUACCCAUGAAAGCACUUUCAAUGAAAAACUUUCAAGAGACGCUUGUAGAGCAUUUAUUGCCAAAGCCUGGAAAAGACUUGUAGAAAAUAUGAACCCAUGGCUUUUACUAGAUGAAUUUCGAGAGAUACAAUUCUUCCACAAUAUUGACCAGAGAGACAUCGAGGAGAGUACAUCGACAACAGCAGCAAACAGAAAAAUUCUUGAUAGAGUAAGAGCAAAAGGGUUUGACGGAUACCUGCGGUUCAAGGAAUGUUUGGCGUCAUCAAACCAAACGGAAGUACUUCACAUUCUUAACACUAUUGACGACAAUAUCCCAACAAGAGUUGCACUGCAAUAUAAGGGCAAUACGUGCAAAAAGCGUGUAUCGAUUAAAUUAAAAGAUUUGAGACGAGAUUUGAUCAUGUUCUACAUGUCUGAACAUAGUACGUUACCGUUGUCACCCCUACUGGAAGAGAAUGAUGCAGCGCUGGUAAAAUUCUAUUCGCCACCAGUCAUGGUAAACAUUGAAGCAGGAUCGAUAGCAGAUGAUUCAUGCAAAAAGAUUGACUCGUACAAAGAAUUAUUUUUUGAAGAUUCAGAUUUAUGCAAGAAUUUAUAUAUCAUAUCUGAUGCUGGCUAUGGGAAAACCUCUUUUGCGAAAAGGCUAGUGAUGGCAUGGUGCCAAGCACAUGAACCCAAAAGCGAAUACGCGGGGUUUUUCGAAGUAAAUGACCUCGAAACAGUCAAAAUGUUUGACUUUGUAUUUUUCAUUUCGCUACGAGGUUAUAGCGAAGUAGAAUGUAAAGUAGAGUCAAUGAUAUAUGACCAAAUUGAGAAUUGUUUACCAGUGACAUACACUUACCAAGAACUGCAAGAGACCCUCCGAAAUGAAAGAUGUCUCGUUAUCAUGGAUGGACUUGAUGAAUGGUCUCAUCCAGUCUCCGGAGUAUGUACUAACUUGUCAGAAAUACCACACAGGAAAGUCCGAGAUAAGACAACUGUUUUAACAACAGCAAGAUCAUGGAAACUUAGUCUGGCGAAACUUAGAACCGUUGAUAUUGACAAACAAGUAGAAAUCACGGGACUUGGUCAAAGUUCGUCGUAUAAUCUGAUACACACUGUCAUUGGGCAUCUAAAUAAAAGACACAAUCUGGACAAAUCGUCCGAAGAACUUGUAAAAAUCAUAAAAGAAAACAAUUUAGAGGAAUUAGCGACGAUACCAUUGAUUGUGAUGCAGCUGAUAUGUUUAUGGUAUGAUGGCGUGUCUAUCGGGAAGUCUCGAUGUGAAAUUUACAGUAGUAUAACAGAAUUGCUGUUAAAGAAAGGAGAGAUGAAAACCCCGUUGUAUAUACCAGAUGACAACGAGUCAAGUGACACAAAAUUCCUUUUUAGAAAUGUUUUGUGUAAGAAGUAUCAAAAGUACCUGUUAGCACUUGGAGAAUUAUCAUUUAACACUCUUUUUGGCGAUGAAAGGUAUUCGGUUGUAUUUGAUAGGUCAAUUGUUGACAGAUAUUUGUCAAAACAGUAUUUGCAAUUUAGCUUUGAUACGGGUCUUUUAAGACAGUGGAAAAUCGCAGGAAAACUUACCCGCAGAUGUUAUAGUUUAUGUUUUCUUCAUAAGACAUAUCAAGAAUUCUUCGCUGCGCUGCAUAUAGCUUCACAAUCAUAUCAUGGAGUCAAGGUCUGUGAAACAAUUGAUAAUUACUGUAGAAAUUUGAAAAAAAUCCUGGAAAUGUCGAAAGUAUUCGUCUUUCUAAGUGGAAUCAAUUCAGGACUGUCAGAAAAUAUAUUCCGUCGAUUGUCACAACGUUUGACUAUAGAUGGUGUGGUAACACGCUAUAGGGCUUGCUUGCCGUAUGAUGGUAAUGAAAACAAUCUACGAAAAAGCCUAAAAGCAGUUGCAAAUUACCAGAAUUUGGUAUUAGAUUGCAUGGGGGAAAGUGCUGCCUGCCAGGAGAAACUUUUGCCCCUCUACUUAGCAGACAUAUUAUUAGUUUUCAGUCACGAUCAAAUGAAUGAUCCUUUAAAACACUUGCGUGCAUGUCAUUUGUCGAAAGCUGUCAAUAAAAAUGUGGAAAACAUCACUUCGGUCUCCAUAAUGUACAUAUCGAACACGUAUAAAACGACGUCGGAAGACGAGGACUCUCAUAGUUCCAGUGAAUAUUUAAAUACCUUGUGUACAGAAUUGUUGCCCUCUUUGCAGAAGAUUCAGUUACAUGGUGGCAGAGAUCCCCGAAAUGUAUUUAUGCCAAUAGAAAUCAACACUUUGAUAGAAAAUGCAAGUGAAACGAUCAUAAGUUUAGACCUCGAAGCAUGUAGUUACAAUUACAAAAUUGCAUCUAUCAUACAAAACAUGGCUAAUUUGGAAUCUCUGCGGAUCAGCAGCGUCAAGAUGGAUCAUCGAGAAAGAAACGAAUUGAUAUUGUCCUUAAAUGGGAAUCAUUUACAAAAGCUAAAACAACUGGUACUUCAAAACAUAAAGUGCUACACGAACAAAUCAUCCAAGUACGGUUUGAAACUGAACCUGUCAAAGUAUCUCCAUCUUCACUGUAUUAGCUUGCGAACGCUUCCAAUAUCUCAGCUUGAGCUCCCAGCUGAAGGACCGAUGACAUAUCUAUGUCUGGACCAAAUGCCAUUGAAGCAAUUGAAUCUCGCUCCUCUUAAGCACCUACAGCAUUUGUCGAUUGCAAAUCUACGUGUUUACGAAGUAGACGUUUCGCAAAAUGUAGAACUGAAGCAAGUUCAUAUUUCAAAUCUCAGGAUUACCAAACUGGACUUAUCGAUGUUGACACAACUUUCUGAAAUAGACUUGGGAAAUCUGCCGUUAACGGAGUUUGGAAUGACAGAAAAGUCUCACGUAACAUGUCUCAUUUUUAAACAAAUUCCACUCUCAAUGAUGAAAAUGAAUAUCGGAGAAUGUUUCUCCAGACCUGAAACAAGGAGACUGAUGCUACCGGAUUUGGUUCACUUGAAAUAUUUAGAUUUUUCUUAUUUAGAUCUUGGUGAUCGCGAACUCAUCGUAACACAAAACUUGGAAUCACUGGGACAUGUAUGUUUGAAACGAGUAUCGAUGAAAAUAAAUGUGCUACGAAGAUUUGUGCAGUCAGUGGAAGCAUUCAAAUCAUCAGUGUGUGUUACGUUAUGUGACUGUGAUAUUUUUACUAGCGACGAAUUCAGAGCAUUGAAGGCUCAGGUGAGGUCGCGAGAGGCAUUUAUUGUCAUGAAGGAUACUGAAAGGCCUUCUGAUGAAUUUUGUUUUAAGAAUGUGCUCAAAAAAUUCUAGUAACAGUAGUUAACAUUCGAUAGCCAUUUUUAGAGCUGUCCUUGCGAAAGCAGAACUAUAAGGAUCAAACGUUCAGUUUCCAAAAAGAGGGAGUAUUAGCACUUUGAUACGGCAAAAUUGAUGUGAAAGUAAUUGAAUAGUUGAUAAGAUAUGGAGACAUGGUGUAUUAAAGAAUGGCAACUUAAUCGGUAAUUACUCAAAGAGUAGUGGACGAAAUAGUGAGCUUUCUCGUUUUCAUAAUUGUUCAAUACUCCUCUGAAGUGUACACGUAGGUAAACCAACACAAACUGUAUUACACCAAAGAUAGUGAAAAUCUCACCAAACAAAUUCCCCCUUCUCAUUUUGAUCAAAGCGGACACAAUUUCACUUUGACGUUUGCCAAAUAUGAUUGAUUCGUUCAAAGCAGUGUAUAAUACUUAAUGAAAACCUUUAAUCAUUUUAUCAUAUUUAGAAUACAUUUAGAAUACAUUUUGGAAAGGUCUUUUAAAUCUUAAAACUGAUAAAAUAUUGCUGAUCAUAGUCAUAACUACAACGGGAAAUAGGCAUAUAAAAGAAAUGAAAUGUCUAUCUAGGGAUGACACCCUGCACCCAGAAGAUUUACUUAUUUAUACAGUAUUCAUUGCUGAAGGGAACCGUUUCUCAGAAUGUUGAUAUCAUUUUAUAUCCUUACUUGUGCAGUGACAGGGGUUACACCAUUUAUCAAUAAAUAGAUGGUUAUAUAAUUGAAAUGUGUGUUCUUCAAAAUUAUGUGUGACGGACCCUUCAAGCAGGACGUAGUAUAUGAAAUUCAACAAAAUAUUUGAUUAUAUGCGGACUUUAUAGUGGAUAAUAUAUUUUUCAUUAUUUAGCGUCCUAUGUCUUUUUUGUUAGGCAAGAAACCACAUGAUUUGCGAUGAUUUUAUCUGUAUAGAACCUUUAAAAAAACUUUAAUUCUUUUCGGGUUUAUCUAAAACAUUCAAGUAUGUUAAUAACAAAACGAACACUUUGGACGUUUUAGACGUUACUGAUAUAUUUAUUUGGAAUUCAAUGGAAAUCGUUUCCUGAAGGACACACAAUAAAAACUGAAAACGUACAAUUUAUAUAUUACAGAUAAACUUUACAAAACUUUCAUAAGAUCAUUGUGCAACCUGGCGAUAGGUUAUCGACUGGAGUUUUUUGCUGUUUAUAUUUUACAGAACAUCGACGAUAUUUAUUGAGAGAUUCUCAAAUACUUUGGGACAAAUGUUUGCUUCGAUAAGAUGAUAUGUCAUGUGCAAAAACCAGAUUGGUAACUUAAAGAUCAAGGUCAUACUUAAAGGUCAAAGUGAAAACUUAGUGCAGUUAUUCUUGUCCGGGCUAAUGUUCUUAAAUAAUUUGGCAGAAAUGUUUGCCGCAAUCAGGUCUGUCGCCGCCAGAUAGUAUCAUAAAUGUUAGUCCAUUUGACAGCUGACGGGCUCGACAUGUUGCUCUUGGGCAUCUAGUUUUGUCAAUCUCAUUUCAUAAAUAUUCGUGUCAGAAAUUUUAUAAAUAGUAGCUGUCUUAAAAUGUGACCGUACGGAUAUUCUAAGUACGUAUAUCAUUUGUUUUGAUACAGUUAAUUCUUAACAUUUUGUUGAAUUAUCCAGAAUUUAUAAUUUAUAAAAUGGUCUUUCUUAUCUAUUCAUACGACUCAUACGGCCACGUUAAAAAAAAAUAAAGAUUUUUGUACAAUUUUCCUGGAACAUAUUUUAUAGCUUUCUGUGACUUUUUCCCAUUUAAAUGUACAGUUUCUUGGUUUAAAUUAAGUUUAACUGCACAAAGGCUUUUUCUUAUGAAAUAGUUAAGAUGUAUAAUUGUAUUACAGAUUUUUAUAUCACCAUUGCAGAAUUUAUACAUUUGUUUUAAUAGUUGAAAAAAUUUGUUGUCAGCCUUAUUGUUACACAUACAGGUUUAGUAUUGAAAUUGCUAUAGUUCAGCAUCAGUACAUAUUAAACUGCAAACGGAGAAUAUACAAAUAUAUUUAUUUAUACAAAUCAGCUACAACAAAUAAUUAAUGUUUAUUUAUUAUUU